AUGAGUGAUAAAUUAACAAGAAUUGCAAUUGUCAGUUCCGACAAAUGCAAGCCAAAAAAAUGUAGACAAGAGUGUAAAAAAUCUUGUCCCGUAGUCAGAAUGGGAAAACUUUGCAUCGAGGUGAAUCCGGACAGCAAAGUCGCCUUUAUUUCUGAAGAGUUAUGUAUUGGUUGUGGUAUCUGCAUAAAGAAGUGCCCAUUUUCUGCGAUAACGAUUAUCAAUCUUCCUACUAAUCUCGAGAAGGAAGUUACCCACCGAUAUUCAGCCAACUCCUUUAAACUUCAUCGUUUACCCGUUCCUAGGCCAGGUCAGGUUCUUGGGUUAGUUGGUACUAAUGGUAUUGGAAAAAGCACGGCACUUAAGAUUCUGGCAGGAAAGCUGAAACCUAAUUUGGGAAGAUUCGAGGAACCGCCACCGGAUUGGCAAGAUAUUUUGAAGUACUUUCGCGGUUCUGAACUGCAAAACUACUUCACCAAAAUCUUGGAAGACAAUUUAAAGGCCGUUAUCAAACCCCAAUACGUAGAUCAUAUACCCAAAAGUUACAAAGGCUCGGUUACAGAUCUGAUCGAUAGGAAAUUGGAACGAAAUAACAAAGCUGAAAUGAUCAAAGCUUUGGAUCUGCAAGACGUCUUAUCUCGCCAAGUUGGUGAAUUGUCUGGUGGAGAAUUACAACGUUUUGCCAUCGCUGCCGUGUGUGUUCAAAAUUCAGACAUUUAUAUGUUUGAUGAACCAUCAUCGUAUUUGGAUGUCAAGCAACGUUUAAAUGCUGCCAAAACAAUAAGAUCUUUAUUAAAACCAGAUUGCUAUGUAAUCGUCGUUGAACAUGACUUGUCGGUUUUGGAUUAUCUUUCUGACUUCAUCUGCGUACUUUAUGGAAUGCCAUCUGUAUACGGUGUUGUUACAAUGCCUUUCUCUGUACGUGAAGGUAUUAAUAUUUUUUUGGAUGGGAAAGUGCCGACAGAAAAUUUGAGGUUCAGGGAUGAAUCCCUAACAUUUAGACUAGCUGAAACAGCUGAAGAUGAGAAAGAAGUUGAAAAACACAGAAGAUAUAGAUAUCCCGCGAUGACCAAGACCUUAGGUGAUUUUAAGCUGAGUAUUGAUGCCGGAGAUUUUACAGAUUCGGAAAUCAUUGUAAUGCUUGGAGAGAACGGAACAGGAAAGACUACAUUUAUCAAAUUAUUAGCUGGCGGAAUGAAAGCAGAUGGGGAUCAACAAGUUCCUGAAUUGAAAGUUAGCUACAAACCACAAAAAAUUUCACCAAAGUCCACGGGCACUGUUCGCAUGCUCUUUAUUAAGAAGAUUAAAGCCAUGUUCAUGCAUCCACAAUUCCAAACCGAUGUCGUUAAACCAUUGCAAAUCGAUAACAUUAUUGACCAAGAGGUUUCGAACCUGUCUGGUGGUGAACUUCAACGUGUUGCAAUUGUACUUGCAUUAGGUCAGCCAGCUGAUGUUUAUUUAAUUGAUGAGCCGUCAGCCUAUCUGGAUUCCGAGCAACGUAUUGUUGCAGCAAAAGUUAUUAAAAGAUUCAUUCUUCAUAACAAGAAGACUGCAUUCAUUGUAGAGCACGAUUUUAUCAUGGCCACAUAUCUUGCUGAUCGGGUUGUUGUAUAUGAAGGAACUCCAUCUGUGGAAGCUUUGGCCAAUGCGCCGCAAUCUUUAUUAUCGGGAAUGAAUAAAUUCCUAUCGUCACUUGAGAUCACAUUCAGACGUGAUCCGACAAACUUUAGACCUAGAAUAAAUAAACUCGAUUCUCUUAAGGAUAAAGAACAAAAAUCAAGUGGAAAUUACUUCUUUUUGGAAACCGAGGCUUAA
Messenger RNA from Acaulospora morrowiae, 1812 nucleotides. The record is from the annotation of a GenBank genome assembly. NCBI's taxonomy places the organism in Eukaryota, Fungi, Glomeromycota, Glomeromycetes, Diversisporales, Acaulosporaceae.